Molecule: messenger RNA, 381 nt
Organism: Rubroshorea leprosula
Lineage: Eukaryota; Viridiplantae; Streptophyta; Magnoliopsida; Malvales; Dipterocarpaceae
Source: the annotation of a GenBank genome assembly
CAGGGUACAGGACUGCUCUGCUUCAAAAUGAAUCUACUGUCACUCACCACUUUCCUCAUCUCUCUCCUACAUGUUCUCCUGCCAUCCACCACAGCCGCACCUUACAACGCCACUGACAUCAUAGUCCUCAACUGCGGUGCAAGUUCAACAACUACAUCAUUGGAUGGCCGCAAAUGGGAAGCUGAUCUUCUCUUUAAAUAUUCCCCUUUCAACGACAAAAACGCAUCGUUUCCUUCCAACGCCUCCAGCGAACACCCCUCUGUUCCCAUGGUUCCCUACUUCUCAGGACGUAUUAUUUUUAAGGAGCUAAUUAAUUAAAUUAAAUUGCCUAUUUUCCCAUUCUUUAAUCACCAAGCAGCAACUUCUAAUUGGCAAAAGGCU